Daucus carota subsp. sativus is the source of this 1674-nucleotide messenger RNA. Its product is annotated as tRNA dimethylallyltransferase 9. Gene Ontology annotation, molecular function: tRNA dimethylallyltransferase activity. The coding region runs from base 80 to 1420 and encodes 446 amino acids. Gene Ontology annotation, biological process: tRNA modification; cytokinin biosynthetic process. The record is from RefSeq and is a predicted model, not a curated record. The transcript is spliced from 11 exons. Lineage: Eukaryota; Viridiplantae; Streptophyta; Magnoliopsida; Apiales; Apiaceae.
AUAUUCAUGCUGCGAGUUCUAUCAACAAGUUUAUCUAACGGUCACAAACACAUCGUCGUCCUACACCUCUGCCUCGAAAAUGAUGAGCGGCGUCGCCGGUGGCUUACGUUUCCGUUGCUUCCAUCCCGUCCACCACCUUCGCCGCCGUCAACUCCGCGGCGUCUCCGCCGCCGCCAAAAACAAGGAGAAACCGAAAGUGAUAGUCAUCUCCGGUCCCACCGGCGCCGGGAAAAGUAGACUCGCACUUGAACUCGCUAAGCGACUCAACGGCGAAAUCGUUAGCGCCGACUCAGUGCAGGUUUACAGAGGCCUUGAUGUUGGUUCUGCCAAGCCUUCGUUGUCCGAUAGAGAGGAAGUCAAACACCAUUUGAUUGACAUUAUGGACCCGUCUGAAGAUUACUCUGUCGGGCAAUUUUAUGAGGAAGCAAGGAAUGCUACCAAAGAGAUACUUGAAAGUGGAAGGGUCCCAAUAGUCACUGGUGGAACCGGAUUGUACUUAAGAUGGUAUGUAUAUGGAAAACCAGAUGUCCCUAAAUCUUCUCCCGAGACUGUGGCUGAAGUACAAGCUGAAAUAUCAGAUUUAGAAAGAGUUGGUGACUGGGAUGCUGCUGUGCAGUUGGUUGUUCAAGCAGGUGAUUCAAGUGCUCAAUCUUUACCUGCCAAUGAUUGGUAUCGUAUACGUCGCAAGCUUGAGAUCAUCAAGUCUAGUGGAUCGCCUCCUUCAGCUUUUCAUGUGCCCUAUGAUUCAUUCAGGGAACAACCUAAUUCACCCAAUGUAGAUGAUUUCCGCAGCAGCGCCUCUUUAAAAAAUGAAUCCCUGGGUAGUAGAUCCCCAGAGGAUUUGGAUUACGACUUCUCUUGCUUUUUCUUGUCAAGCCCAAGAAUGGACCUCUACAGAUCAAUUGACUUUCGGUGUGAAGAUAUGGUUUCAGGAAGUGACGGGAUAUUGUCGGAGGCAAAGCGGCUUCUUGAUCUUGGUCUUCAGCCAAAUUCUAAUUCUGCAACUCGAGCAAUUGGUUACAGAAAUGCAAUGGAAUAUCUUUUGCAUUGUAAAGAACAAGGUGGGAGUUCGACAAGAGACUUUUAUGCUUUCUUAUCUGGAUUCCAGAAAGCAUCCAGGAAUUUUGCCAAGCGACAGUUGACAUGGUUCCGUAAUGAGCCUAUAUAUAACUGGAUCAAUGCUUCCAGACCUUUGGAAGAUGUGCUUGGGUUCAUCCAUGAUUCAUACCAUGUUCGAACUGGAACUAUUGAAGUACCUAAAGCACUUCAGAUGAAGAAAGAUUUGUCAGAGCGUAGAGAAAUAUUACAAAUGAAGGGUUAUCGUACGAAUAAUAGGCAUUUUGUGGGGCGUGAAAAUUGCGCCGAUAUUCUAGAAUGGAUAAGGGAAAGUCAGGGACAAUUAAAUUUAUCUGUUAACUAGUGUUCAUCUAAUAUGAUUGUUGUAUAUUUGGCAAUAGGUGAUCCCUGAGGUUUUACUGCUAGUUUUUUCUCCUAAUCUUCCUUUAUGCUUCUCUGAGUGAGAACAAUUUUUGUAAUAUCUAGCAUAGAAUAUCCAGGUGAAAUAUACAGCUUCAUUGUUUGGAUCUCAACUAGUGACUAUCUGUGCAGCUGUGCCCACACGACAGCAACUCAAAUGAAAUAUUUAUGAAGUUAAAAGAAUGGGCUUGUAUAUAU